AUGAGCCUUUCAUCAACAGAAGUGAAAUCUAUAGAGGAAGGACCUUACCACAUCAAGGUGGAUCGAUCUGACGAUCCAUUUUUGAGCUACUUAUUCAAUACAAAACUAACAGAGAAUUUGAAUCACAUAAGGCGAGAAGUUAUAAAGACACAAUUGAACACCUUGGCGAGGGGAACUACUACACAUUUGCCUUCGAAUCAGCAAAUAUAUGAUGAGACUUUAAAGAGGUUGGAAUUUGAUUGUUCUGUUAAGAAUCGUCAAAUGCUGGACACACUAGAACGACAAUAUCACACAUAUCAAGAAUCAACGAGAAAGAGAAGGUAUAGUGUUGAUUUUGACUCAACAAAUGACAUACAUGAAGAGGACCCAUUUGAUGAACCUAGGCGAAGAACAAGUUCUUCCUUGUCUAAGGAAGAAGAUGGGGAUGGGAUCAACGAGUUAAGAAAAAGACUACUGGGGAAACAAUUAACUGAGCCUGGAACAGACACCACUAAUAAAUCGGUGGACAGGCAAAUCGAGGACCAGGAUAACAUGCAACAAAACCUUAUUCAGGAUAUGACCAAGCUCGUAGGCUCCUUAAAACAAGGUGCGGUAGCAUUCCAAACGGCACUGGAAGAGGACCAAAGGGUUCUUGGUGCUGCUGAAAUUGGUAUCCAAGUAGCAUCAAAGGGUAUCGUUGAUAUUAGUGGAAAGUUAAGAAGCUACGAUAAGGCCAAAUUGGGAUAUCUAUUCUACAUUUCCGUAUUUUUCUUUAUGAUAAUCGGUCUUAUUGUUACAUUUAUAAUCAUCAAAUUAUUCCCUGCAUUAUAG
Molecule: messenger RNA, 810 nt
Organism: Naumovozyma castellii
Lineage: Eukaryota; Fungi; Ascomycota; Saccharomycetes; Saccharomycetales; Saccharomycetaceae
Gene: USE1
Product: SNAP receptor USE1
Exons: 1
Coding region: 1-810 (269 amino acids)
Source: RefSeq, a predicted model, not a curated record